UUUUUUGCAUUAUGUCGGUUGACGUAAAGUUUACUGCUACCACUAUAAACAAAAAUGGCAACGGCGAACCAAAACAAAAAGAUGGACCUGACAGAACUUGCUGAUGAACUGCUGGAACAAAUAUUUUGCUGCAGGCUACUAACUUUUAAAGAUAUCCUUAAUCUGUCAUUAGUUUGUCGACGUUUAUAUGAUGUGACAAGAAGUAAUGAACUUUGGAAAAUAAAACUUUCCCAAAGGUGGCCUGAUUGGUCAGCAACACUUGACGAGGUUCAAUAUCUUCAAGCAAUUCAAUUUCGAUACCACGUUGAUCUUGUACUUAAAAAUAUGCUUGAGAAUAUUGCAAAAUAUACAUACACAUUAGACGGCAUACCUAACAGAAUGUUAAACAGACUCGAUUCCAAUUUGGUAGAUGAUAACUAUGUCAACAUGGCACUUGACUGUCUUCAAUGUCAUACCCAACAAAGUCCUCUUACCGGAGAUUUAAACAUGAAAUAUCAUGCUGAGAAGGUAUACAGAUAUGUUUACCAUUACAAGCUAAAAUAUCAACUCAUGAAGUUGUUGGUGUCUGAAGAAAAAUCUAUAUACAGCCUGGAAGAGGGUGCUACAAUAAUAUCACAAUGGUGCAAUCCAGAAGUGAAAAUAGAAUUAAGUGAAAUAACGAAAACACUGAAUGAUAUUGCUGAAUCUGUGAAAAAAAUAUUACCAUCGAGAAGCCAGUCUCAGCCUAAUGGCUACCACUAUGUUACUGAAGUUUUAAAAUCAUUGAAUAAAAUUCUUUAUGAUGAGUAUUUGUUUGAAGGAAAUUCGUCUUCAUAUUAUAAUAUAUCGAAUUCAUAUAUACAUCAGGUUUUAAGGACGAAAAAAGGGAUACCAUUAACUUUAUCAAUUUUAUACAUCGCCAUUGGUCGAAGACUUGGUCUACAAAUAUUCGGUGUGAAUUUUCCAGGUCAUUUCUUGGUUAAAGUGAACGCAGAUAAAAAUGGCCAAACAUCUGAGAUCUAUGUAGAUGCAUUCAAUAGAGGCGAAAUUUUAAACCAGGGUGAAUGUGUAGCAAAAUUUUUGCAUAAUUUUGCGGAUCCUCCAAUUGAUAGAUUGUUUCAAGUUGCAGAUGAGAGGCAUAUUUUCAUCAGAAUGAUUGCAAAUAUCAUUAAUAUAUUAAGAAAACCAACAAAUCAUGAUUCAAGAAACAUGGAUAUAUUGCAAAGUAUGCUAGAGCUGAUGUUACUACUUUCUCCUCACGAUGAUGGACACAAAUUGCUUUUAUCAAGAAUAUAUCUGCAUCGAAGAAUCAACCUUACAGAGGUGAUAAAACAUUUACAAGAGAUGUCUUCAUCUGAAAGGGGACUGCCAAUGGAAACGUUGGAUGUUUUACUGAAACAUGCAGAAGCGAAGAUGAAAGAAAAUAGGACUUUUAAAGCUAAAUAUCGAAGUGAUGAAGAAAAUUCAAAUGUUAAGUACCGAGUUGGGAUGGUAAUGAAACACAAAUUGUACCAUUAUUACUUUGUUAUUUUUGGUUGGGAUGCCUGUUGUAUGAUGGAUGUAGCUUGGCAACAACAAAUGGGUGUUCCAAAUCUGGUUGAUAAAGAUAAACAGCCAUAUUAUAAUGUUCUUGCACAUGAUGGCUCAACUAGAUAUGCAGCUCAAGAAAAUGUUUUGCCAAUUAGCACAGGUCGGCCAGUUCAACAUCAAGAAGUUGGAAAACAUUUUAAAUCAUUUAAUGGGUACCAUUAUAUUGCUACACCCAUGUUAGCAGAACAGUACCCAGAAGAUCAACCAAUACCAUCAGAACAGCUUCCAACAGAAUCUUUUGUAGAGACUUGUGAAUAACAUUGUAUUGUUAAAUUCAUGUAUAUUUUUAUUAGACUUUUUUAUAAUGACUGUUACCGUUAUUUUUGUUACUCAAACAAUUUUUUUCAUCAUUUUAUUAUACGAUCUGUUUAAUUACUUAAAACGUCAAUGAUUGGUUGUAAACACUCCCACCAAUUUAUAUUAUUUCACUAGUUUGUAACCCAUGGAUUUAUCCAUGGGUUCGUCCGUCCUUUAUUGACCGUAUUCCGUGUCUCACUACUGCAGUUACCAUUUUGCAUGUCAGACAGACGUAUAUGGGUAUUAUAACAUAAUUGUUGUUCAAUUAAUAAAACAUAUUUUCUUGUUUUUAUGUCUACAUUUUUAUAUUUACUUUUAGUAGUAUUAUUAAGAAAUAGCUGGUAAUUUUUUUAAGAUGAAAACAAAAUGAAAUGUUUCUGAAAUUAAGUAUAUACCUCUUUCUUUUACAAACAAUCAGCUUUUCUCAAACAUUACCAAAGAUAUACAUUGAAACUAUCCCCUAGAAAUUGUUUAAUGGUUUGAGUCUAAAGUUUCUUUAUGUCAAAUUUUUAAUUUUUACCUGUGUGUUUUUUAUCAUUAUAUCAAUACAAGAUAUUGAUGACAAUGAUUAGUAUAUAUACAGUAAUGUUUCAAUUAAAUGCCUGGGACAUUUUUUUACCUUUCAAGAAGGUAUUUAUUUAAAGAAGGCACUGUUUUGAGAGGUUUAUGCUAAAGAGACUAUGAACAGGUACAUUUAGUCCCAAAUCGUGAAAAAUGUCAACGUAAAAUUACGACUUUGCCCGCUUUUAUUUUACCACAUUUUGUGUCUCACUACUGGGGUUACCAUUUUGCUUGACAGACAGACAGAAGUAUAUGGAUAUUAUAAUAUAUAGAUCAAAAUAAGUGUAAGGCAAGCAUUACUUAAGUUGAUUCUGUUUAUCAUGCACCAAACAACCUUUUCAUUGUGUGAAGAAUCUUUUUCUACAAGUUAUGUUUAUUUUUGUACAUUUGUAAAUAUUCCUGCAAUAUCAGUAUUGUUUCCUAUAUUAGGUAAAAUUAACUUAUGGUAUCAGUAGUAUUUAAUAUUUAGCCACA
Messenger RNA from Hydractinia symbiolongicarpus, 2901 nucleotides. Its product is annotated as F-box only protein 21-like. The transcript has 14 exons. The record is from RefSeq and is a predicted model, not a curated record. Bases 55 to 1827 code for a protein of 590 amino acids. Gene Ontology annotation, molecular function: DNA binding; protein binding. Lineage: Eukaryota; Metazoa; Cnidaria; Hydrozoa; Anthoathecata; Hydractiniidae.